GGGUCAGCCGUCUCUCUCCUCCCGGGUAGGCAUUCCAGGAGAUAAAAGUUCAUUCACAUCCAUGGACUAUAGAAAUGUUCCCGAGAACUCCAAGGAGUUCUCCGUGCCCUGCUUGGACGCCAGCUCCCUGCCACCCUCCGUGUCUGGCACUGAUUCCUUGACAGGACAACGGGCUGGGGCAACCGUAGGCAGACCAGCAGCGGCAAAUGCAGCGCGAGAGCGCAGCCGUGUACAGACCCUGCGCCAUGCCUUCUUGGAGCUGCAGAGGACCUUGCCCUCUGUGCCACCGGAUACCAAGCUCUCCAAACUGGAUGUGCUGCUCUUGGCCACCACAUACAUUGCCCACUUAACCCGCAGCCUGCAGGAUGAAGAAGAAUUGCCUGGAGAGGGUUUGGGCAUGCUGAGAGGGGACGGCUACCUGCAUCCAGUGAAGAAAUGGCCAAUGCGAUCGAGGUUAUACAUUGGAGCUACAGGACAGUUCCUGAAUCACUCUGUGCAGACAGAAAAUGCAAGUCAAGCAGAAACUUCAGCAAAAUCACAAAUGUAACCUAUAUUUUUCUUUUCAAUACUGCUGUAUUUAUUAUGCCAGAUUUAUUUAAGUUAAAAUACAUCUUUCAACACAUACAACUAACAGCAUCUGAAAUAGAUGGGCAUAUUAAAACUUAAGGAUGGCUCAUACAUUAUUUAGGCCGUUUUCCUCAAAUACAGAAGCAGUCAACUAAUACUGUAUAAACCGUGGCCACGUUGUCCUUCUGCCUAAGGCAACUUCCACAGUUUCUGAAAUGACAAAAUAUAUAUUGCAUUUUGCAAAUGUUGCCGCAGCUGCUGUCCUUGGACUCCUGACCCGUAUGUCACUGCUGCUGGUGCAAACCUAUUACUCCCAUGUAUGAAGGAAGUGGUCAAUUGUAACAUGUGAACAGGCCUUUACAAAUCCAUGCAAUGGGCAAUCUCAAAUCGCUCAGAUCAUUUAGGAGGAUUUUCAUUAGUUUUUAUGAAAUAUGGACUGCAUCCCAUGAUGUCUGUAACCUUAAAUCCCGACACAUUGAUCAUGAGCCAGAGGUGUGUAUUCCUUCUCUGUACAUGUCCCCAGACUUUUAAGACUGUAAGAAGAGCCCAGCUAGGUAAGACUUAAGGAUCCAUCUAAUUCAUCAUCCUGUUUCCAUCAGUGGCCACCCAGAUAUCUCCUGGAAGCACCCAAGAAGGACAUCAAAACAACAACCUUGUGCAUUGUUUGCUCCCAACAUCAGAAGUAUUCAGAAGUCUGUUACCUCAGAACACAGAGUAGUCAAUGGCAGCUAAU
Molecule: messenger RNA, 1300 nt
Organism: Hemicordylus capensis (graceful crag lizard)
Lineage: Eukaryota; Metazoa; Chordata; Lepidosauria; Squamata; Cordylidae
Gene: TCF24
Product: transcription factor 24
Exons: 3
Coding region: 62-547 (161 amino acids)
Biological process (GO): regulation of transcription by RNA polymerase II; developmental process
Molecular function (GO): protein dimerization activity; DNA-binding transcription factor activity, RNA polymerase II-specific; RNA polymerase II transcription regulatory region sequence-specific DNA binding
Source: RefSeq, a predicted model, not a curated record